Molecule: messenger RNA, 1257 nt
Organism: Suillus subaureus
Lineage: Eukaryota; Fungi; Basidiomycota; Agaricomycetes; Boletales; Suillaceae
Exons: 1
Coding region: 1-1257 (418 amino acids)
Source: RefSeq, a predicted model, not a curated record
AUGUCUCCCAUUCUGCACACCUUUGUCCUCUUUCUUCACAAAUCCUUGUCACUCAUUACAGGACUGUUCCGCUCGUUCUUCGGUCUUUUUACUGGUGGAAGGCGAGCAACUCAGGAGUCCGAUACACCAGGAACUGAGGGUCAGAGCUUCACUAUCGUUCAACUUGUUUCAUCCCAGAAGCCGAAAGGGUUGAAGCCUUUCGUGCUGCCGCAGAAUGUCGUCCUGCGGCAGCUUGAAGAUGCCAGAUGUAGGACUGCUCAAGGCCAAGAGAUGGCAUCGUCAACGAAUUUCAGUGACCCGGAGCUUGGUCGUUGUAAUGUCGUCAAUCUUCAGGGACCUCCACAACUGUCUCAUCCUCUGUUCGAUCGCCCGGAAUUACCUAUGCCUUCGUUUUCUCCUCCCUCAUCCUAUGCAUUCCCGAAGCAUUCCAAUGAAUAUGUGUUCCGCAGUUCUUGGCCACCUGUCUUGGGCACACAGCUCCAGCUCAGCAAGAACUCGCUUCCCUGCGACGCAGACCUAUCAACGUCCCUGUCAUCUGCUUCCCUCAAAGUAUGGACCAGCUCUCCUCAAGGCAAACAACUUCGCUCGCCCACUCAUCCGAACUGCUCCUAUUCGCCCAGUGCAGGAGAGAAUCGGUUCGCUUCUCCAUUCGGCGACCGAGGCAGCACAUACUUUGCUCCAUACUUCAAGGGUGUCCCGUCUGUCGCUUCUGCAUCUGAUCUACUCGACUUCUCGGUCUAUGCUAGCUCCCCGCGUGUCAACAUGGGUUCCUCCACCAUCGAUGCUUUCGGUGACACCAAGCCGCGGGAGAAACUGAGGGUCAAGAGCUCUACUGUGAUCUACGACCCCGCCAUUCGAGAGGUGUUCAUGCUGCGUCCUAGUUACGGCACGCGUAUUCCGGGGAGUGGAGGACGCAACUUCCGGAAACUCGUUUCGUCCACAUCCUCUUCAUCAUCGGUCUCGUCCGCUUCCGACUGGUCGCCGUCCGGUCUUUUUACAAGUGUGGGUGAACAAACAUCUUCCUCUCCUUGCACGACGCACACAAGAUCGCUCUCGGCUCUCUGUGUCUCCAGUCCUUGCGACCUGUCUGAUGCUGAAAUCGGGGGGAAUCACCCUGGCUCCGUUCCACGAGUCUCUGCCCGGUCUGUGGGAUUUCCUGCGGAGAAGAGCCUCGUUCCAGAUAUCAUAUCCUGCCCUGACGUACCUUGUUCUAUCGUUCGCGCCUCCCCUGGUGAGGACGAAGUCAUCAUUUCUUAA